AAUUACUUCUGAAACUUUUCUUCACUACCUUUAUAUAUUCUCCUUAAAAAUACUUCCACUCACUGAGUUCUCAAGUCAAUAUUCAUUCUUUUCUUUCAUACAUGUUUUUUAUCUCAAAAGAAUAAAAAACAAAAAAUCCUACCGAAAAAGAAAAUCAGCAUGGAGACAUGCCUAAUUUGCUUGGAUAAUGUUAUGGUUUUAUACCACAAAUUUGAUUUGUAAAUAUAUAUGUGUAUGGGUAAAAUUAUCGGAAACGCUAUCUAAAUAAAAGAAUUGCUUUUAGGAUGCAAAACAACAAUCAUGUAUGAAUGUUUGAAGGAGACUAGAUCUCCGUUCUCUGUUUGGUAGGAGUUAGAAAUUCAAAUCAUUUUGGCAUAAUCCACAUGCGGAAGAGACCCUUUGUUGUUUUUAGCAUGCGUGGAUCUACAUCCAUGACACAAUGAGUUUUAUAGCAUCAACCUUUUGAUUACUUAAAUGAUGGUAUUGCCGGCGACUGUGUUUCCGUCGGAUCUAAGUGGAUAAACCAGAAAUUAAAGCUGAAGAGAUAUUAAAGUGGUUGUUUAAUUAAUGAGAGUAUUUUGGGUAGUAAGAAAAACAAUUGUUUUGGAUGCUAUUUUUUGUUUGGGCAAAAUCAUCAACUUAUGCUAAAAGGACACCUUUUGGUUGGAUCUAAAAAUUUUAAUCACUACUUUUCUGACGUCAUAUUUCAGUCCCUUCCCGCUCUUCCCUUUCUCGCAAGUAGCAACACCGUGUCCGUGGCCAACAGGUCAAACUCUGGGCACGAAAGUGGUGAUAAAGAGAAGGAAUUAGCUGCGAUUUUCACUCUGUGGCAAUCAUCAUUUUAGCCUCGUUCAGAAUCUGUGCCGUGAACCUGUAAGAUAGUCUAUCCCAGGUGGCAUUGACCAACUUCAUACUCGCCGUAGCAGGAGUUAGUGCUGUGGUUCUGUUGAUGAGGAGUGAUGUCAGACAAUCAGCUGCAAUCUUGAGAUGAAAUGUUCGUCACAUUCGUCAUUGGCUUGAAUAGAAAGAGAUACCUGUAAAGGAUAUUCCAAAGGAGGAAAAGCAGUAGGUUGCUCCACAAAACCAGCAAUCUUAAAGGAAACUGUUUCAAAGUAUAGAAGGAAGGCAUGAGUGGGACGGUGGAGAAAAGCUCGUCAGCCACGAAAACCCCGGCCGAUUUCCUGAAAUCUAUUCGUGGGCGACCUGUUGUAGUGAAACUGAACUCUGGUGUGGAUUAUAGAGGCAUUCUAGCUUGUCUAGAUGGGUACAUGAACAUUGCGAUGGAACAAACAGAGGAGUACGUCAAUGGGCAGCUAAAGAACAAGUACGGAGAUGCUUUCAUCCGAGGAAAUAAUGUGCUCUACAUCAGCACAUCGAAGAGAACUUUAGCAGAAGGGGCAUAG
This is a messenger RNA of Oldenlandia corymbosa var. corymbosa, 1403 nucleotides long. Lineage: Eukaryota; Viridiplantae; Streptophyta; Magnoliopsida; Gentianales; Rubiaceae. The record is from the annotation of a GenBank genome assembly.